AGGGCCGGAGGGGGAAUCGUUUUCGUGUCGACAGGCCGCAUCGGCGAAUCCAAUUCGCGAGCACGCUUUUCAAAAGCUCGCCACCGUAUAAAUUCCUCCGGCCCACCGCGUCACACGGUCCCAAACGCGCAAUCCCCACUGAUCUAUUCUUUGAUCCCACCCACAAACCCAACACGCGUGAGCCAAACCCAGCCCACCGGAUCCGGCCCGGUCGCCGACGAUGGAAGCGGCGGGGAACGGCCGGAGGGACGCGGCGCUGGGCGGCCUGGCGGUGCUCCCCGACGAGCUUCUCUGCGCCGUCGUCGACCUCCUCCAGCCCACCGACAUCGGCCGCCUCGCAUGCGUGAGCAGUGUCAUGUACAUACUUUGUAACGAGGAACCUCUCUGGAUGAGUAAAUAUCUCUCAGUAGGUGGUCGUCUUGAGUACAAAGGUUCUUGGAAGAAGACAACAUUGUCUAGGCUUAGUCUUUGCUCUGAGAAUAAUGAAAUUGAGCAGAAGGCUCGUCAUUUUGAUGGAUUCAAUUCCUUGUACUUAUACAGGAGAUGGUAUAGAUGUUUUACUAGUUUGAGUAGUUAUUCCUUUGACAAUGGACAUGUGGAAAGGAAAGAUGACCUUUCUUUGGAUCAGUUCCGUCCUCAGUAUGAUGGAAAAAGCCCAGUUUUGCUUAGUAAGUUGGUUGAGACCUGGCCAGCAAGGACUAAAUGGACAAUCCAGCAGUUGGUGCUUGAUUAUGGUGAAGUCACAUUUAGGAUAUCACAGAGAAGCCCACAGAAGAUAAUAAUGACACUAAAAGACUAUGUGUCUUACAUGGAACUCCAGCAUGAUGAAGACCCUCUUUACAUAUUUGAUGAUAAGUUUGGAGAAUCAACACCAGCACUAUUGGAAGAUUACAGUGUCCCUCAUUUAUUUCAAGAUGAUCUUUUUGAUGUCUUGGAUUAUGACCAACGACCAGCCUUCAGAUGGCUUAUUAUUGGACCAGAAAGAUCAGGUGCCUCUUGGCAUGUUGAUCCAGGAUUGACCAGCGCGUGGAAUACUCUUCUUUGUGGCCGAAAAAGAUGGGCAUUGUACCCUCCAGGAAGAGUGCCUGGUGGUGUCACUGUACACGUAAGCGAUGAAGAUGGUGAUGUUGACAUCGAGACUCCAACAUCUUUGCAGUGGUGGCUUGAUAUUUAUCCUCAUCUUGCUGAACACGAGAAGCCACUGGAAUGCACGCAAUUACCAGGAGAGACCAUAUUUGUUCCCAGUGGGUGGUGGCACUGUGUUUUGAAUCUUGAAACGACAGUUGCUGUUACACAAAACUUUGUAAAUCAGUCAAAUUUUGAGCAUGUAUGUCUGGACAUGGCACCUGGUCACUGUCACAAAGGAGUUUGUCGUGCUGGUUUACUUGCUGUUCCAGGCAAAUCUAUUAGAGAUAUUGAAAACCAUCCACCUGGGACAGUGAGUAAAUGGAACCACACUGACAUGACGCGUACGGAAAAAAGGCUGAAAGGUUCAGGGCCUGUAAGAGCUUCAAACAGUGUUGAUCAGUGUUCUUCAUUUGAGUUUUCAGAUGUCCAUGAAAGUUUGGACAACCAAAUUUUCUCAUAUAAUGUAGAUUUCUUGUCCCAAUUCCUUGAGAAAGAAAAAGAUCACUAUACUUCUGUCUGGAGUCCUACGAAUCCAAUUGGGCAGAGAGAAGCAAGAGAAUGGUUGCGAAGGCUAUGGGUUCUUAAACCUGAACUAAGAGAACUAAUAUGGAAGGGUGCAUGCCUAGCAAUAAAUGUGGACAAAUGGUAUGCAUGCUUAGAGGAAAUAAGUGCAUGCCACAGUUUACCACCACCAUCAGAGGAUGAGAAGCUUCCUGUUGGCACAGGUAGCAACCCAGUCUUCAUUGUCUCUGACAACGUGAUUAAAAUUUAUGCUGAAGGAGGGUUGGGUUAUUCUGCUCAUGGUUUAGGCACAGAGCUUGAAUUCUACGAUCUUCUACAAAAAGUUGGCUCACCUUUAAUCAACCACAUCCCUGAGAUCAUUGCAAGUGGCUUUCUUGUGUAUGAGGAUGGUUCCUACAGGACAGUCCCGUGGGAUGGAAAAGGAAUGCCAGAUGUUUUGGCUAAAUAUUAUCCUUUGGAGCUUUCUUAUGCAAACGGCUGUUUUCCUCUUGGGUUAUGGAGCAAACAACAGUUUGGAAUGGAUAGUUCCCCUGAUGCUUCAAACAAACCUAUUUGGCCUUACAUGGUUACCAGGAAAUGCAAAGGGGAUAUCUUUGCUCGCGUACGUGAUACAUUGUCCAAGACUGACCUUUUAAAUCUUGCAUCAUCCUUGGGAGUUCAAAUGAGAAAUAUCCAUUUAUUACCAUUACCCCUUCCACAUGUAGAACUAUUACCCCAAUCUGGGGACAGUAAUGUGAAAGCCAAUGAUCCACCUGAAUGGAAACAUGUAAUUUCUACUCUGGACGGAAGAAAGAAGAAUAUAAAGAAGCACCUAGCUAACUGGGGGGGUUCCAUCCCAACAGUUCUAAUUGAGAAGGCUGAAGAAUAUCUGCCUCCUGAUAUGGGCUCCCUAAUCAAAUUUGUUAAGGAUGAUGAUGGUGAAUUGGUCUACACAUUCCCUUGUUGGAUACAUUCAGAUAUUAUGGACGACAACAUUCUUACUGAGAGGGCUACAAAAAUGGGUUCAUUCACUGAUGGCAAAAGCACUGGGGACACAGAGCUGGAGAGACUGAAUGUAAUUCAUAUAAUCGAUUUCAGUGAUCUGUCCAUUGGUGAUCCUUUAUGUGACUUAAUUCCGCUGCACUUGGAUGUUUUUCAUGGUGAUAUUGAUCUUCUCAGGGAGUACUUGCAAAGCUAUCAGCUUCCUUUCUUGAGAGGGAAAUCAAACAAUGAUAUCUACAAGUCCGUGCAAAAUUCAAAGUUCAGCAGGGCAUCAUAUCGUGCGAUGUGCUACUGCAUACUACAUGACGACAACGUCUUGGGAGCUAUAUUUGGCUUGUGGAAGGAGCUGAGGACCGCAACGUCGUGGGAGGAUGUCGAGCACCUGGUCUGGGACGAGCUGAACCGAUACCAACAGUUGCCUCCUGCAGUCUGUAGCUGACUCGCUGCGACUAACACCCUCAUAAAGAUGUCUGAAAAUAUCCGUGUAUUCUGUUUCGGUGUUCCCUUUCAACACAUCACCCAGCUUCGUUGAAGAGUAGAAAAUAAUAACGGCCCAAACCAUGCUUUUGUUUGUUUCAUUCGAGGCAGCCUUUUGGAUUAUUGGGUUUUUUUGAGACAGCCUUUUGGAUUGUCACGGAGUUGACAGCCUUCCGUUGCAGUGCAUAUCAGCAUUGUCACCGAGUUACUAAGGCCCUACUUAUAUGAUUAGGUUUUUUGUGUGCGCUGUGAAGCCGGCAGUUGUACUGCAGUGCAACAUAUUCCGAAUUUACAGAAGUCGUUUCCUCUUAGGCGACCUUAUGACAGGAAUGCAGUCGGUGAUACUUGGUUAGUCUAGACCGUCCGAUCAAUGCAACAUGAAAACCUAGCUUGUAGCAGUGUAUUUGUUUGUAUAUAUGUGUUAUCUCUGCAACAUUGGUCUGUAAAACACAUAAGCAAAACCUUGCAACAUUUUAGCAAUAUCCAUGUGAAGACACUAUGUUUAUGAAACAAA
Molecule: messenger RNA, 3622 nt
Organism: Brachypodium distachyon (stiff brome)
Lineage: Eukaryota; Viridiplantae; Streptophyta; Magnoliopsida; Poales; Poaceae
Product: F-box protein At1g78280
Exons: 16
Coding region: 221-3070 (949 amino acids)
Cellular component (GO): cytoplasm
Molecular function (GO): protein binding
Source: RefSeq, a predicted model, not a curated record